CUACUAGUGAACUGCAGUCACCGGCUUGGCGCUGGAGGGUUCAGCAAGACGGUUACAGUAGGAGAGAAUAUUCCUAGAUUAAAAGUAGCCAGCUGUUGUAGGCGAGAAGCUAGGAGACUGCCCUCUAUGUUGUGGAACAACUUUCUUUGGAAGUGUUCGACAACUCACCUCUGGAGAUCUGGAUACCUCUUUUUCAGCUCAUGGAAUACAAAAACAAAGCGAAGCUAGACGUCAGGCCUGUGCGGCCAACUACAUUAGCUAGCUAGUUAGCUAGCUAGCGUUGAUUUCUUCAGCUAUUGACUGUAGCUAUUGACUAGGUGUUUGUGUGGCUGGCUAGCUAGCUAGCUAACUAGGUUCGUUAUAUUCAGCUGGCUAGCUUUAUGGCGUUGUUGUGGGUUGACACACGGGACUUGUUCGAUUCUAUAGCAGUUUUUUCCCAUUUUUAAAACUUUUUAGAAGUUAUUGCUACCUAGCUUGUUAUCCCUGACCUGAGCAACAUUCUGAUAUCCUUUGCUGAAAUCAAAGUUGAGCAGUGAGCGUGUUUUGAACCAAGCCAGUUGCGCUAGCAAAGCUAAUUUGACUGGCGUUCUGUUUGUUGAUCAAAUAGCUGUCAUCCAAGCUGACAAGCAACUGUGCUUGGAUCAGAGGGGACCACAUACAGGAGUAAGCCUUUUCUCAGCAACCACCGGCUCCCUCUUUUUGCGGCUGUUCUCUGAAGGAGCUGGCUACACGGCAGUGCCUGCCCAAUGGAGGAGCAUGACAACAUGGAUUAUUUUUACGAGCAGGUCCUGCAGAAAGACGUUACUCGCAGGCUGCAGGUCGGGCAGGACCUCAUCGAUUACCUGAACGACCCGGAGAGGUCUUGCGACGUGGAGCAAGACAAACCCCGGCUGGAUAAAACCAUAGACGAGUUGACCGGAUGGAUUAAUUCCAGCAACUAUAAGGUGGCGUUGUUGGGUAUUGACAUCGCCGGGGCGUUUGUCGAUCGUCUAGGGGAACGCUUUAGAGGAUACCUGGGGACUGUGGUUCCAGCGUUAGUGGACCGGUUGGGGGACAGUAAGGACCAGGUCAGAGAACAGAGUCAGGCUCUUAUCCUACGCUGCAUGGAGAACACCGCAUCGCCUAUGUAUGUGUGGGAGAGGUUGCUUCCUGGUUUUAAACAUAAGAACUUCCGCAGCAGAGAGGGAGUGUGUAUGGUUCUCUGCGCCACACUCAAUGCGUAUGGCGCCCAGCCGUUGAGCCUCAGCAAGAUUGUCCCGCACCUCUGCACUCUGACUGGGGACCAAAACCCACAGGUGCGUGAAGCUGCCACGGCCUCGCUCGUGGAUGUGUACCGCCACAUAGGGGAGAGAGUCCGAGCCGACCUGGGAAAGAGAGGCCUGCCUGCCGCACGGUUACAGACAAUAUUUGGGCGUUUUGAUGAAGCGUUGAAUUCUGGGAACAUGGCGCUUAGCCCCAGCCACGACCGUGGUUUUGAGGACGAUGCCGACAGCACGGACGGGAACCGUGCUCAGUCAGCCUUUAAAGUCCCCAAAGUCCCCAAGAAGCCGGCAGAGACUUCAGCACGAAGGCCCAGCGCCACCUUGUCCAAGAUUGGAGGUUCUUCUAAGGACGGAGCUGGGGGCAUUGAUGAAGAGGACUUUAUCAAAGCUUUCACUGAUGUGCCCACAGUCCAGAUCUACUCCUCUCGUGACCUGGAGGAUAACCUGAAUAAGAUCAGAGAGAUCUGUUCUGAUGACAAACAUGACUGGGACCAGAGAGCUGCCUCAAUGAAAAAGAUCCGCUCUCUGAUUGUUGCUGGGGCAACGGAAUAUGAAUGUUUCUACCAACAUUUGAGGCUGUUGGACGGAGCCUUCAAACUGUCCGCUAAAGACCUCCGAUCACAGGUGGUACGAGAGGCCUGCAUCACUGUGGCCCACCUGUCAACGGUUUUGGGUAAUAAGUUUGACCAUGGAGCCGAGGGUAUCCUUCCUGUACUGUUCAACCUCAUCCCCAACUGUGCCAAGGUUAUGGCCACGUCGGGGGUUUCUGCCAUACGCUUUAUCAUACGGCACACACACGUUCCCAGGCUCAUUCCUCUAAUCACCAGUAACUGCACCUGUAAAUCUGUGGCUGUUAGAAGGAAAUGUUUUGAGUUCUUGGACUUGCUGCUGCAGGAGUGGCAGACCCAGACGUUGGAGAGACACACUGCAGUAUUGGUAGCAAGCAUUAAGAAGGGAAUUGCUGAUGCUGACGCUGAGGCCCGAGUUGAGGCCCGCAAGGCCUACUGGGGCCUGAGGAACCAUUUUCCUGGGGAGGCAGAUGUUCUGUUCAACUCACUGGAACCAUCCUAUCAGAAAAGCCUGCAGUCGUCUCUCAAAAGUUCUGGAAGUGUUGCAUCACUUCCUCAGAGCGACCGCUCCUCUUCCUCGUCCCAGGAGAGCCUCAAUCGUCCUUUGUCAUCUAAAUGGUCCGCUGCUCCUGGAAGAGUCCCCGUGGGUCAAAAGGGCGGGGCUUCGUCGGGCUCCCUGCAGCGUUCCCGUAGUGAUGUGGAUGUUAAUGCAGCAACAGUUGCUAAGCAGCGGCACAUCGGGCAGGUGGGGGCAGUGAGACUGAGCCCCGGCUCCUACUCCUCAUUGGAUGAUGCCUCUGAUAAAACGGAUGGGGCCAGGUCAGUCAAUGGUCGUCUGAGGAACAAGCAGCCUCUCACCACGCCAGUCAACGUCAGCCAGGUGGACUCCCGGGGACGCACCCGUACCAAGAUGGUGUCCCAGUCACAGCGUUCCGACGAAUCUGAUUGCACGGCAGGAUCUCAGUCUGCUACCCCUGUUGGUGCUGGCAGCCGGAGUGGUUCGCCGGGCCGCGUCCUGACUAGCACCGCUCUGAGCACGCUGGGUUCUGGAGCCCAGAGGGUCCUAGCCGGGGCCGGAGGGGCGGGGACAGGCGGAAGACGUAGCCGCAUCCCUCGCAGUCAGGGAUGUUCACGAGACUCCUCCCCCACCCGCCUGUCGGUCGCUCCUUCCAGUAUUAGCUCUGUCUACAAUGGAGCAAGCAGAGGAGCUCGGGGCAGUCGUAUCCCUCGGCCCAGUAUGAGUCAGGGUUGCAGUAGAGAGGCCAGCAGAGAGAGCAGCAGAGACACCAGCCCUGUGCGCUCCUUUACACCCCUGGCGUCACGGCACUACUCUCGCUCUACUGGAGCUCUUCAUUCCGCUGAUGCUUUAGGGGCCACAGGUUCAGGAUACAGUAUCAGCCAGUCCAGUCGCCUGUCGUCGUCUGUCAGUGCCAUGAGGGUCCUCAACACCGGGUCGGACGUGGAAGAGGCCCUUGCUGACGCCCUGCUGUUGGGAGACAUGCGGUCUAAGAAGAAGCCAGCCCGGCGGCGGUAUGAGAACUACGGGAUGUAUUCAGACGACGACGCUAACAGUGACGCGUCCAGCGCCUGCUCCGAGCGCUCCUACAGCUCCCGGAACGGGGGCGCCAUCCCGACGUACAUGAGACAGACCGAAGAUGUGGCCGAGGUGUUGAACCGCUGUGCCAGUGCUAACUGGUCCGAGAGGAAGGAGGGUCUACUGGGUCUACAGGCUCUACUGAAGAACCAACGGACACUCAGUCGUGUGGAGUUAAAGAGGUUGUGUGAGAUCUUCACCAGAAUGUUUGCAGACCCCCAUAGUAAGCGAGAAUCCGGAUCUAGGGUCUAUGGAACCGCAGAAUCCGGUAUAAGCUCAGCCUCCUUCAAGAGAGUGUUCAGUAUGUUCUUAGAGACUCUGGUGGACUUCAUCCUGGUGCAUAAAGAGGACCUCCAGGACUGGCUGUUUGUUCUGCUCACCCAGCUCUUGAAGAAGAUGGGAGCUGAUCUGCUGGGCUCCGUGCAGGCCAAGGUCCAGAAAGCACUGGAUGUCACACGAGAGUCUUUCCCCAAUGACCUUCAGUUCACUAUUCUCAUGAGGUUCACUGUGGACCAGACUCAGACACCCAACCUCAAGGUGAAAGUGGCCAUUCUGAAGUACAUUGAGACAUUGACAAUGCAGAUGGAGCCUCGGGACUUUGUCAACUCCAGUGAGACGCGCCUGGCUGUGUCCCGCAUCAUCACCUGGACCACAGAACCAAAGAGCUCCGAUGUCAGGAAGGCGGCCCAGUCGGUUCUGAUCUCGUUGUUCCAGUUAAACACUCCCGAGUUCACCAUGCUGCUGGCAGCCCUGCCCAAGACCUUCCAGGACGGAGCCACCAAACUACUGCAGAACCACCUGAGGAACACCGGCAACGCUGCACAGGCUCCAAUGGGAAGCCCUCUGACACGUCACACGCCACGCUCUCCCGCCAGCUGGUCCAGCCCCCUCACCUCUCCCACCAACACAUCACAGAACACACCUUCACCCAGUGCGUUUGACUACGACACAGAGAACAUGAACUCCGAGGACAUCUACAGCAGUCUGAGAGGUGUUACCGAGGCCAUCCAGAACUUCUCCGUCCGCAGCCAGGAGGACAUGAACGAGCCGGUCAGGCGGAGAGAAGGAGAGGAGGGUGGUGGUACUGCUGCUGACCAGGUGGACGGAGGCCGUACUGCUCUAGAUAACAAGACGUCUCUCCUCAACACUCCCCUGCUCUCCUCUUCUCCCCGGGGAUCCAGAGACCCAUUCACCGACUCCCCUUUCAAACACAGUUUCAAAGAUUCUUCGCUGGAUGAGUCAGACCAGCAAACUGACGACAGCAGCAUUGACCAAUCGGAGCUGGUGUCUGAGCUUCUGAAGGAGCUGUCCAAUCACAACGAGCGUGUGGAGGAGAGGAAGGCGGCUCUGUGUGAGCUCCUAAAGCUGAUUCGUGAAAACACACUGCAGAUCUCUUGGGAUGAGCACUUCAAAACCAUCCUCCUGUUACUACUGGAGACACUCGGGGACAGAGAGCAUGUGAUCAGGGCUCUGGCCUUGCGUGUUUUGAGGGAGAUCCUGAGCCACCAGCCCUGGAGGUUUAAGAACUACGCUGAACUCACGAUUAUGAAAGCCCUGGAGGCCCACAAGGAUCCACACAAAGAGGUGGUACGUGCUGCAGAGGAGACGGCGGCCAUGCUAGCGUCAUCCAUCAGUCCAGACCAGUGUAUCAAGGUGUUGUGUCCCAUCAUCCAGUCAGCCGACUACCCCAUUAACCUGGCGGCCAUCAAGAUGCAGACUAAAGUUAUAGAGAGGGUUCCCCGUGAAGGACUCCACAGCAUGCUGCCAGAGAUAGUCCCUGGACUCAUUCAGGGUUAUGACAACUCUGAGAGCAGUGUGAGGAAGGCUUGUGUAUUCUGUCUGGUGGCCCUCUAUGCAGUCAUAGGAGAGGAACUAAAACCUCACCUUAACCAGCUGACUGGCAGCAAGUUGAAGUUGUUGAAUCUGUACAUCAAGCGGGCCCAGUCCGGCUCCAGUGCUGGCGAUCCCUCAGCAGACAACCUAUAGAAGACUGGUGGAUGGCCCACGGGACAGCCGUAGAACUGCACUCUCUGGAGACCUAAAACACCCACUCAUGGACACACUCUUACAUAGAUGCACAAAGUCAAACACACACUCGUGCUUACAUGAACACACUCGCAUUUGCCUAAACGAACACUCAUACGCUUGUCCGUACGCCUGCUUAAGCAUAAACAUGACGAUAUAGAGGCCCUUCCCCUUUGUCUCCAUGUCGCCUACUGCAAUGCACCAUGGGUGCGGAGGAGUGACGUGCUGUAGCCCUGCCCUCACAGAUGUUGAAGAUCCGCCCUGCUCUCUGAGGCUCGCCCCUGACCUGUAGACACGCCUUGCAUUCUGACCGCCCGUCUCACUCUGACUCAGCGCCGACAGAUUAACUUCCUGGUUUCGGUAGGAUAUGGGAGGGGCCAGAAUGGCAGCAUGAUGAAGCCCCGCCCACCAGCCGUGACGGAUGGUUUGGAAGAGGAGCGACAUGGGUUAGAGGGUCGGGUACGUGCAUUCUGCUGAGCGUGGUGCGGGUCCGUGUGUGGCCAAGGGAGAGUGAAAGGGUGGGGGUCACAUGUCUGUGGUCAGUCAGCCCACCUGCAAUCGUGGUUGACUGGAUUUUAACUCGUGAAACGACUGUAGUGGCGUCUUAGUCCCUAUGUAGGGAGAAACCUGGAGCGACAGCUACAUAGUUCCAUCAUAUUAGCUCUGGUCCAACUGGAUAUGGAGAACAGUGCAAUUUUGAACCCAGGCAUUUUGUCCCUCAAACCGGUGCUGCUUUUGCCUCCACCCCCCCCAACCCCUCCCAGCCCAAAGAGGCUGUGGGAACAUGGUACAACCUGUCCUGCACAACACUAUUGCUCAUAAGCGGGUUACAGUAGGUCAUAACUGCUCAUAGCCGCCACAUCAGCAGUUAUGCAGUGAGUGUGAGGUAAUGUGCUUGGCUAUGCAUGAUGAUUUUAACAGUAACUUUUUAUCCAGAGCCUAUUUACUGUCACAGUAGAACCCUUCUGAAUGGAGGGGGUGAAACUAAAGUUUAUGAUGUCCACCCGUUUCAGAGAUGUCCAACUUACCUUCCACUAUCUCCAGCCAUGUCUUGGAUGAGCUCAUUUCAGAGAGGGGGAGAUACUUACUUAUUUACAUUAAGUCAAAGUAUGACCAGACCUGGCUUAUUAUAAUUACCCAGUGGAUAUGAAUCUAUAUAUGAUAUUAUUAAAAUAAUAAUAUCUGAUGUUAUUUAGGAGAGUUCCAGAAGGAUAUGCGUGCUCUGACUCCUGGCCUGUUUUCUGUUGCGUGUGUCCUAGGCUCUUUCUCACGUUGGUUUCUCUCUGUGGAGAAAUGUGUAGAAAUGUAUUAUUUACUGAUCUGAGGAACUGUUGUCAGUUUCCCCCCUCCUUUCUCUCUUUGUCGUCCUCUUGUUGUCCUUUUCUCCUUGUGAGUAACUUUCUAGUUUCCACUGUGUUGUUUUCCUUUAUGCGUUUACAAAGCUGUGCUUACAAUGAAAUGAUAAAUAAAGAAAACCUGUACAGAGCAUAACG
Molecule: messenger RNA, 6943 nt
Organism: Esox lucius (northern pike)
Lineage: Eukaryota; Metazoa; Chordata; Actinopteri; Esociformes; Esocidae
Gene: clasp2
Product: cytoplasmic linker associated protein 2
Exons: 45
Coding region: 747-5411 (1554 amino acids)
Biological process (GO): mitotic spindle assembly
Cellular component (GO): spindle microtubule; mitotic spindle; cytoplasmic microtubule
Molecular function (GO): microtubule binding
Source: RefSeq, a predicted model, not a curated record